Messenger RNA from Onychostoma macrolepis, 7693 nucleotides. Its product is annotated as activating molecule in BECN1-regulated autophagy protein 1A-like. Gene Ontology annotation, molecular function: protein binding; G protein-coupled acetylcholine receptor activity. Lineage: Eukaryota; Metazoa; Chordata; Actinopteri; Cypriniformes; Cyprinidae. The transcript has 18 exons. Gene Ontology annotation, biological process: adenylate cyclase-activating adrenergic receptor signaling pathway; regulation of locomotion; autophagy. Gene Ontology annotation, cellular component: intracellular membrane-bounded organelle; plasma membrane. The record is from RefSeq and is a predicted model, not a curated record. Bases 536 to 5416 code for a protein of 1626 amino acids.
UUUUGUAUUUUCAUACAGACAUUUUAAAAUACUAUGUUCAUCUCCAUAAUGUAGAUAGAAAGUAAAUAGCAAGGUGUUAUGUAUGCACAGGGUUUAAUUAUUACCGAUUUGCCUGUGUUUACAGUAAAGCUCAGCUAAGGUUCGCGUGUGAACGAUGUUUUCGGUAAUUGAUUACGAAGGAUCUGUGCUCUACUGGCUUUGUCUUUACGCUUUUUGGCAGGAGGUGUUGAACACAGCAACAAAUCUAAAGUACAUUCGACCCUCUUUUCGGGAAAUAACAAAAAUAUUUCUCUCAGUAUUUAUUUAAAGCAGAACAUAAAAUUAGUACUGAAUAUUUAAACAACGUUCCUGCUGCUUAAGUGCCCCAACGUACUUGUUUCACUUGACAACUACGAUUUCAAGGAGUAUAUUCGGACAAAAAUAUGAGAAAAAGAAUGAUGGCGUGGCAGUAGCAGUGGUGGUCUAGUUGUGUGUGAGCCGGUGGACGGCUCUGGGUCUGGUGUAAGAGGGUCGAAGUGAGGAAGAGUUUGUGGAGAUGAAGGUGGGACAGAAGAACUCAGUAUGUAUCCUGUCCAGUCGAGAGCGAGGAGCACGAGGCCUUGCCUCACACAGGAUCCUACAGCAGCUUGUAGAGGAAAAGACACAGCGCAUGAAAUGGCAAAGCCAGAAAGUGGAGUUACCAGACAGCCCUCGCUCAACCUUUCUUCUGGCCUUCAGUCCAGAUAGGUCUUUAAUGGCUUCGACCCAUGUGAACCACAACAUCUACAUCACAGAGGUUAAGACAGGAAAGUGUGUUCACUCUCUAGUGGGUCACCGCCGGACACCCUGGUGCCUGACCUUUCACCCUACCAUCCCUGGCCUUAUUGCUUCUGGCUGCCUGGAUGGAGAGGUCCGAAUCUGGGACCUGCAUGGAGGCAGUGAGAGCUGGCUCACAGAGAGUAACUCUGCAAUUGCAUCCCUUGCUUUCCAUCCUACUGCUCAGCUGCUGCUCAUUGCCACCAACAAUGAGCUACAUCUAUGGGACUGGAGUCGGAAGGAGCCCUUUGCUGUGGUGAAGACUGCUAGCGAGACAGAGAGAGUCAGGUUGGUGAGAUUUGAUCCGUCGGGUCACUAUCUUCUAACUGCCAUUGUAAACCCUUCAAACCAACAGAACGAUGAUGAUCCUGAGAUUCCAAUGGACAGUGUGGAGAUGCCCCAUCUCCGUCAGCGCUCUUUUCUCCAGUCCCAGCCUGUUAGACGCACGCCCAUCUUGCACAAUUUUUUGCAUAUCCUCACUUCCCGCAACUCCGUCCCUCAGGCUGGAGGCACUCUCGCUGCUUCCAGUGAUGAGGCGUCUGAUUCGUCUGGGCGUUACUCUGUUUUGAGGGAUCGUUCCCGGCUGCCGUACCAUGGUUGCGUCCAGCCACUCGGAGUAGUGUGUUUCUGUAGCCGUUGCUCAUCAACACGGGUUCCGUCUCCGCCUGACGACGACCCUUCAGACUCCACCUCCCUAGAGGGACAAUCACACGCAACCACCUUUUCAUCUGCACGCACAGAGCCACGAAUACCACGGUUUCCCACUGAAUCAUAUGCUUCAAAUCGGCCCUCAGCAUUUAGCUGUGUGUAUGGUGGCGGGAACAACGUGCGGAACAUUUCUUCUAGCUCUGGGAGGAGGGGAGUGGCUGGAAUGGCACCCAUCCCACCUUUCCGGCAGCAACCACCAGUCAGAGAAGAUGGAGGCCGUCUCCCUGGGGCAGAUUGGGUAGGCUGUGUGCUUAAUGGACGAGGUAGUAGUAUGACUCCACCCAGAACCAGCGCUUCCUCUGUCAGCCUGCUUUCUGUCCUACGACAGCAAGGGACUUCUAGCCAGUCACCUGUUUACACCUCAGCUAGUGAUGGAUGGGGCCUUCCUCAUAGCAGCGGCAGCACAUCAGGGACUAGUUCUAGCAGGCACCGCCCACCUGAGGAAGAGGGCCACAGCAGCCCUUCUUCCAUCCGCAGUGUUCUUCAGUGUAACCUUAACCGCUAUUUCAUGGAGAAUGAUCGAAUGCAGGACCUCAUGCAGCCUCAAGAGGGCAACAGGCAGGACCAACAGACUCAGGAAAUGCUGAAUAACAACAUGGACCCGGAGCAACCAGGUCCAUCUCAUUACCAGCCACUCUACGGUGGUGAAAACCCUUCACACAGUCACAUGAACCGCUGUAGAGUCUGUCACAACCUUUUCACAUACAAUCAAGGCACUAGGCGCUGGGAGAGAACAGGUCAGCAGACAUCUGCUGAAAGAAAUGCAGCUUGGCAACCCACAAGUCCUGCUUUCCACAGUGUAGCCCCAGUCUCUCAUUCUGAUCAUGACCUACUUGAACACAGACCCAUGGAGCCCAGCCCAGAUGCCCCAGAGCCUCGUGUUCCCUUUUCCCGCAGCACAGCUACUGGUCCGCACGAGGAGCAGCCUGUUGGGCUGGUCUUCAACCAGGAAACUGGACAACUGGAGCGUGUUUACAGGCAGUCCGCCACCUCUCGCUCAACAAAUGUAUCACAAGAAGCCUUAAACCAGGAAAUGCCUGAAGACGCGCCGGAUGACGAUUACUUACGAAGGAGGCUGCUGGAGUCGUCCAUGAUGUCUCUUUCCAGAUAUGACGUCUCUGGAUCACGAGACCACCCCAUCUAUCCCGAUCCGGCCAGGUUGUCCCCUGCAGCAUAUUACGCACAGCGUAUGAUCCAGUAUCUGUCUCGGCGUGACAGCAUUCGCCAGCGCUCUCUCCGUCCCCCCAGCAGACCCCGACCCCUGUCCUCCAAUCCCAGCAGCCUCUCCCCUGGCCCUGCCCCCAGCGUGGAAAGCAACGAAGUUGACUUUGAGGACUUUGAAGACAAUGGAAGCAGACAUAGGGCUCCUCGUAAUGCACGCAUGUCUGCCCCCUCCCUUGGUCGCUUUGUGCCCAGGCGGUUCCUCCUGCCGGAGUUUUUGCCGUAUGCUGGAAUCUUCCAUGAGCGAGGGCAGCCGGGCCUGGCAACACACUCAUCCGUCAAUAGGGUCCUCGCAGGUGCUGUAAUUGGGGAUGGUCAGUCUGCAGUGGCCAGCAACAUAGCUAACACAACGUAUCGUCUACAGUGGUGGGACUUCACCAAAUACGACUUGCCUGAGAUCAGUAACGCGUCGGUAAAUGUGUUGGUGCCCAACUGUAAGAUCUACAAUGACGCGAGCUGUGAUAUCUCAGCAGACGGGCAGCUGCUGGCUGUUUUCAUUCCCAGCAGUCAGAGGGGUUUUCCUGAUGAGGGCAUCUUGGCUGUGUACUCCCUGGCCCCACACAACCUGGGAGAGAUGCUCUACUCCAAGCGAUUUGGUCCAAAUGCCAUCUCUGUCAGUUUGUCUCCGAUGGGUCGUUACGUGAUGGUGGGUCUGGCGUCUCGCCGCAUCCUGCUGCAUCAGAUCACCGAUCACAUGGUGGCACAGGUCUUCAGACUGCAGCAGCCCCACGGAGGAGAGACGUCCAUGAGGAGGGUGUUUGAUGUGGUGUAUCCAAUGGCCCCAGACCAGCGGAGACACGUCAGUAUAAAUUCUGCACGUUGGCUGCCAGAACCGGGGCUUGGGCUUGCUUAUGGAACCAACAAAGGAGAUCUGGUCAUCUGCAGACCUGUUGAUGUACACUCAGAUAGCAACGGCAGUUCUGAGCACUCUGAGAGAAUGUUCACCAUCAAUAAUGGUGGAGGGGCUGGAACCAGUAGCAGCAGGGCUGGAGACAGACCAGGGAACAGCAGGACUGAUUGGAGGUCCCACAGAGAGAUGGGUCUGAUGAAUGCGAUUGGUCUGCAGCCACGACAUCCUGCCCCCACUGUUACAUCACAGGGGACACAGACUCUGCGGUUACAGAAUGCAGAGACACAAACAGACCGUGACCUUCCAGAUGAACCUCAGCUGCCCAGCACUUCUCAGGGGUCACAGGUUACUGAUGGCUCGUUGAGCAACGUAUCCAGUGAUGCCAACUUCAGCUGUGACAGCGGCAGCACCAAUGGCUCAUGUGCAGCGGUUGAGGCGGACGGCGACAGCCCCUACAAGACGGUGGAGAUGGUCUUCAUCGCACUGGUCACAGGAUCCCUCAGUUUUGUCACCGUUGUGGGCAACAUCCUCGUCAUGCUCUCAAUCAAGGUCAAUCGACAUCUCCAGACCGUCAACAACUACUUCCUCUUCAGCUUGGCCUGUGCAGAUCUCAUCAUCGGUGUGUUCUCCAUGAACCUUUACACCGUCUACAUCAUCAAGGGCUACUGGCCGCUCGGCCCUGUUGUGUGUGACCUGUGGCUCGCGCUGGAUUACGUGGUCAGCAACGCUUCUGUCAUGAACCUUUUGAUCAUCAGCUUCGACCGAUACUUCUGUGUGACCAAACCCCUGAGUUAUCCCACACGCAGAACCACCAAGAUGGCCGGCCUCAUGAUCGCCUCCGCCUGGAUCCUGUCUUUCAUCCUGUGGGCUCCCGCUAUCCUGUUCUGGCAGUUCAUCGUCGGAGAACGGACCGUAGCGCCUGGUGAAUGUUACAUCCAGUUCCUUUCCAACCCCGCGGUCACGUUCGGCACGGCCAUUGCUGCGUUCUACCUGCCAGUGGUCAUCAUGACGGUGCUUUAUGUGCACAUCUCUCUGGCCAGCCGCAGCCGUGUGUCCAAGCAGAAGCCUGAGGCCAAGAAGGAGAAGAAAGCCCCAAAGUCUAGCAGUCUGCUCAAGAGUCACAUCUUGAAGCAGAACAACAACAACCAGUCUCCUCCUAAGCCCAGCCUGGAUACCUGCUCUACGGUGGACACCAUGAAGAACGGCAAACUAGACGAGUCUGUGGUGUCCGCUAAAGCCGACUCCUGCGUGCAGCCGGAAGAGAAGGAGAGCUCGAAUGACUCCAGCACGGCCAGCAUAGCACCUAAAGAGCCUAAAGAACGAGCGAACAGUGAGGCGACUUCAGAGGCCGGCCUGACACCUGCUCCGGCAGACGCACCUAAAGUCAACGCUCAAUCCAAAUGGUCCAAGAUCAAGAUAGUCACCAAACAAGCAGGAGACGAGUGCAUCACAGCCAUCGAGAUCGUCCCACCGAACAGUACCGGCGAGAGGCGCUCCAUCCCCGUGAACCGUCCCCGCACGGUGGCUCGCAAGUUUGCCAGCAUCGCCCGCAGCCAGGUGAAGAGGAAAAGGCAGAUGGCGGCACGAGAGAAGAAAGUGACAAAGACAAUCUUCGCCAUCCUGCUGGCCUUUAUUAUCACAUGGACGCCAUACAAUGUGAUGGUUUUAAUCAGCACGUUCUGCCAGUCGUGCGUUCCAGACACAGUCUGGGCCAUUGGCUACUGGCUCUGCUACGUUAACAGCACCAUCAACCCCGCUUGCUAUGCACUCUGUAACGCCACCUUUAAAAAGACCUUCAAAAACCUGCUCAUGUGCCAGUAUAAGAACAUCGGCACCAGAUGAACUAAGGGAAGAAGCAGCGAGCGGAGAUAGAGGGUAUGAUAUGGAAGGUACAAUUGGCUGCCCCAGCUCUUCUGGCCCUGAUACCUUUGAAAUUUUGGAAGGCACUGUGCAGUACAUUGUGAGGCUUCAUAGUCCCAUAAUGCUGAAACAGUGCAUCAUAACCAAAAGUUUAUGUUUUAAGGAAUCAGAGUUUACAAGAAGAUGAUGGAGAGUUGGACAGGAGACUGAAUCACCGAAGAAAUCAAGCUGAGGUCAUGAAGCAAAUGACUUUUCCAGUAAUCUGAUCAUUGCUGCACUGCUAAGACCACUGGAAUUUUGCACUACAGUAAUGUGAAGAUCAAGGCUAUGACAUUGCUUUAGAGAGGCCAGUCAUGGCUCAUUAUUCCCAAAAGCGAAGCGAGAGAAUCGCAGCAAAUAUAAACCACAAGAGACUUGACGAAUUACAGGGUUCUUUUGAUUCACUUAAAUUCCCAGUACAGCACAAAUGGUAUCAAUCAAGUCCUUUUGGUUAGUAUCGACACUGUUUCUGACCCAGACUUCUGUGACAGGAUGCAGAUUCAUCAUGCAGAGGCGAAGAAGAUGUGAUUGGAGAACAUAUCACAACCAGAACCGAUAACAUAUGGAAAAGCUUCCUGUUUGACUGUCCCAGAAAGCAUGGUCCUCCCGAGUGAGAUUCAGUUUCCUAUACCUGCACCUUCCACUUUUCAAAUGAAGGAAGUCAUAGACUGAAGCUGCUUGCUGACCACAACAGCUGUGUAGUCCAUUACAUUCAGAGCGACAAAUUCAGGGCAUGUGGUUCAGCUUGGGAGAAGUUAGUCAUCAUUAUCCUCUUAGCGUGAUCCUCUUGAGGUUCUGGAAUAGGUCAAAAUUCAAAAGGAUCUCCUCAAUGGAUUGGGAUAGGCAUUAUAGACUUGAAACGGGAUGAGACACUCUAUACUGAGCUGAGAAAUGUCACUGUAAAGGUUUGAUCUUACAGAGGUGUGUAAAUAUGUUUAGUUAUGAUGAAUAUAUGCUCUUGAAAGUAUUAUUUCUUCCCUGCAUUUGAUGUCUGGAUGUUUGUGUUCCUCUUGUAUUUAGUUGGUGAUCUUCAUGUGAUUUUACAGAUUAAAUAUUAAAUGUAUUGUUGUCUGUAUGCAAAACUGUUGAAACCAUUUAUAAUUUGUGAUAUACUUGGGGAAAAAAAUAGGAGAAGACUAGUACAUUUAUUUAACCUGUUUAUAAGAUGUUCAAUUUCAACCAUAAAUUUGAGAAAUGGAAAAUUGGUUUUAUUUCCCUCUGUAAAACACAAUGUUGAUUUAGUAAAUACCCACUUCAUAAUAUCGUUUUCUCAUGGUGCAAUAUAAUUUUGCCUCGUUUGUUUUUAAAUACAGUUUGUAACUGAUGAAACUGCAGCAUGGAAACCAGAAGGAAUGAUCUCCCACAGUUUGUUUGAGAACAUGUGGUCAGAAUUAGCACAGAGGGAGAAAUGUGUUGAUGUUUUAGGGCUCAUGUUGUUACAUUAUUAACAAGCUGCCAGUUUCAGCAAUUACAGACUUUAAAGCAUUAAACCAAAGAGGUCGUGGCGCUCUGGUCUGUUAUUAGGCCUAGUCUGCAAGAGAGAUUAUUCAUUCAUUAGCAUCAUUUUAAGAUGCAGAGACUUGCCUCUCCAACGUCUUGGGUUUGGUUUCAUGUUUCUACCUCAUAUACACAUCAAAUUUCCAUUCAUAGCGUCUGCAUCUCCAAACCAGCCCUGAAUCUCUUUUUAAUGAGCAGUAAAGACAGACUAAGUGACUAUUAUGCCAUUGAAAAAGAAUUUAAAACCAGAUUUCCAUUUUUCUGAAUGUUUUAAACUUGCCAAAUGCUUUGGUCUUCUUCUGAUACAUGAACUGUGUUGAAGUAGGCUGUUCACUACAAAUCUUAGUCAUUCAAUGAUGUGCUUUUAUAAAAAGUGUGAUGCAAAAUCUAAGACUUCACAUUGGAAUAUAUGAAACUAUAACUCCUUUUGUAACCGUACUAAAGAAAUUCAAUCAUGCAAUCCGAUCGGUUACUAAAUAUUGUUCUUCUGCAAUUCCGAAAAUAGCAAAGAUCAAAUCUUUGCAUCUAUUAGAUGACCAAUACAGCAAAAUGACUUUGCCAAUCAUGCUCUCUUUCCUUCGGCCACUUCAAAUGUUUAUAAAAUGUAAAUUAUUAUAGGGAUUAAUAAAUACAUCCCUCAUUUAAAUGUACCUGCUGAAGGGCAAAGUCAAUGUUUAUUACCCCAGUGAAGCUGAUGGAAUGAACACACUGUAAUUAUUGACU